Cyphomyrmex costatus is the source of this 2193-nucleotide messenger RNA. It is a transcript of the gene scrt, whose product is annotated as scratch. Gene Ontology annotation, molecular function: RNA polymerase II cis-regulatory region sequence-specific DNA binding; DNA-binding transcription factor activity, RNA polymerase II-specific. Lineage: Eukaryota; Metazoa; Arthropoda; Insecta; Hymenoptera; Formicidae. The transcript has 4 exons. The coding region runs from base 128 to 1960 and encodes 610 amino acids. The record is from RefSeq and is a predicted model, not a curated record. Gene Ontology annotation, biological process: regulation of DNA-templated transcription.
GUACCGCGUGGGUGUCCCGCUCCGAGGUCGAGGCCGCCGUUUCUGAUAACCGGACCACAACGACGGCCAUCACCAUCGCCAGCUCCUGGUGUCGGCGGCCUUGAAACAACGGAUCCGUGUUAUCACUAUGCCACGCUGUCUCAUGGCGAAAAAGUGGAAGUGGAAUCAGUGGCAGGCACGCGUGGACGAUCAGCAGGACGAGCAGAAGGACGCGACGCCACUCGGUGCCGCCCUGCAGGAACAACAGGCGCAACAUCACCCUCUACAUCACACCGCGGAUGCGAUGGAGAAACGGCCGCACAGGCAUGAACCCGAGGAUGAGGAAAUCGACGUGGUCGGAGACGUCGAUAAUCAUCAAGUCGAUCAUCAGCAGACCUGCUGGGGACCGCACAGUCCCACAGCGGGGGCCACGGCCCCCAGUCCACCACCCCUCAACGCCUCCGGCGCUCUUUACUAUCACGGAUCGAUAAAGAUCAGAGGCGAUAAACCGACAGGAAUGUGCGGAAUGUUCAUUCAAGGUUAUACACACGAGGCGUGGAUUAAUCACGAGGAGCCGCCUAAAUACGCGACGUUACGUUCCGCGGCGGAGCUAGCGCGUCCGGUAGUACCAUCACCACCGCCUGCAGUCGCACAGCAAGAGCUACCGAUCUCGGUGCUGACUGGACCGGGCUUGCAUCAAACACCAUCGCAUCAGGCGACGGUCAUCGCUACAAAUCCGUCAUCGUCAUCGUCCUCGUCCUCGUCUUCAACGUCAUCGUCUGCCGCAGCGUCGCUAUGCCUGCCGCCGCGAAAGAGUCUCUCGAUGUCCUUCACCAGCACUGGCACCGCGCUCUCCUUACCGCCGAAAAAGAAGGACAUCUACCGUCCUUACAGCCUGCAAUCGAUCUCGGAGAUACGUACGUCUGCCGAGGAGGAUCUAUCGGCCGCACAGGCUAUUCUAGAUCUCAGCGCGUCGCCCGCCGCACCCACGCAUUCUGUUUUUAUUCACACCCUGUCGCCACCGCCGCCGCCGCCACCGCCACCACCACCUCCGGCUGCCGCCGCCACCGCCGCUGCCGCUGUUGCUGCAGCGCCGAACGUCCCCGCGUCGCCACACCAGCAACAACAAGAACAACAGGAACAUGAAGAACAAGAACAACAGCAACAACCACAGCUACAACCAGCGCCAACGACGGGUAUACCGGUCUCUGUGCUUGUGCCGGUGCCUAGCUCGCAGACCAAUCAGCUACGCCAACAGGAGCAAACGCCACCGCAGCCGCAGUCGCCUGCGACCGCGGAAGCCACUAGCGGAAACUGCAACGUCGGCAGGGACAGCACCACCAGCAGCAGCAAGACUGUCGCUUACACCUACGAGGCCUUCUUCGUGUCCGAUGGUCGAUCGAAACGACGCGGCGGUAACGGCAACAACGGUGCCGCCGUGCCCGACAAAGAGGCAGCCCAACCGGACAGGCCCAAGUUCACGUGCACCGAGUGCGGCAAACAAUACGCCACGUCGUCGAACCUGUCGCGGCACAAGCAGACGCACCGCAGCCUCGACUCCCAAUCAGCCAAAAAGUGCAUUCACUGCGGCAAGGCGUACGUCAGCAUGCCCGCCCUAGCGAUGCACGUGCUCACGCACAAGCUCGCCCACAGUUGCGGCGUCUGCGGCAAGAUGUUCUCGCGACCUUGGCUACUGCAGGGUCACUUACGUAGCCACACCGGCGAGAAGCCGUACGGAUGCGCUCAUUGCGGCAAGGCGUUCGCCGAUCGCUCGAAUCUAAGGGCGCACAUGCAGACACACUCGGCUGACAAGAACUACGAGUGCUCAAGGUGCCACAAGACCUUUGCCCUCAAGUCCUAUUUGAACAAACACCUGGAAUCGGCGUGCCUGCGCGACGAGGAGAUGCAGCAGCAGCAACAGCAGCCGCAACAUGCCGGUAACAACGCCACGCAGCAACAGAACACCAAUCGAGGCUUGUAGCAGCGCUUCGAGAAGAAGAACAACGACGCCACGAUGAUUGAAGACACGAGAGAAAGCUAGCGGUGCCCUAUGAUCGCCGCUUGAUCGCGAAGAGGCGCGAGGGUACGAAGAGCAGAAGAGAGGAUAUAAGGUUUGCCCGUAGAUUUUAAGUAGAAAAGUGCCAGUAGAGACAGAAACGAGAGCUAGAGAGAGAGAGAGAGAGAGAGAAAGAGAAUGAGCGAAAGAGAGAGAAA